Messenger RNA from Alternaria ventricosa, 2496 nucleotides. RefSeq lists its product as uncharacterized. NCBI's taxonomy places the organism in Eukaryota, Fungi, Ascomycota, Dothideomycetes, Pleosporales, Pleosporaceae. Gene Ontology annotation, cellular component: nuclear inner membrane. Gene Ontology annotation, molecular function: phosphoric diester hydrolase activity; GTP-dependent polyribonucleotide 5'-hydroxyl-kinase activity; ATP binding. Gene Ontology annotation, biological process: tRNA splicing, via endonucleolytic cleavage and ligation. The transcript has a single exon. Bases 1 to 2496 code for a protein of 831 amino acids. The record is from RefSeq and is a predicted model, not a curated record.
AUGGCGCACCGCGACCAAGCACCGUAUGCGCCCCAAGACCCGAAGGAGAUCACCGAGCUGGUCCACACCCUCGAGGCGCACCAGGGCAAGAAGGGCAAGGGCGGCUUCUCCGUCAAGAAGCACACGUUCCCGCUCCCCAAUGGCCGCACUGUCGACUCGUGGAAGAUGAACGAGUGGGACUACAAGAAGGCAAACCUCCCCACAUACGCACGAGGACUCUUCACAUACAAGAACCGCGACGGCAACUACGAGAUCGCCACACGAGGCUACGACAAGUUCUUCAACCACGGCGAGGUCCCGAAGACUCAAUGGAAGAACGUGGAGCAACACACGCAGGGUCCGUACGAGCUGAGCGUCAAGGAGAACGGCUGCAUCAUCUUCAUAUCCGGUCUCGAUGAUGGCACAUUGUUGGUCUGCAGCAAGCAUUCUACCGGCCCACGAGGCGAGGAGCUCAGCCAUGCCUGCGCAGGCGAGAAGUGGGUCGAGCGCCAUGUUGCGACGGUUGGAAAGAGGAAGGAGGACCUCGCCCGCACACUCCGAUCCAUGAACGCGACAUUGGUGGCUGAGCUAUGCGACGACGACUUCGAAGAACACGUCCUAGCAUACACCCCCGAGCAGGCUGGUCUCUACGUCCACGGCAUAAACCUCAACCUACCCGAAUUCGCGACAUACCCUGGCCACCUGGUGGACAAGUUCGCCGAGGAGUGGGGCAUGAGGAAGGUCACAUAUGUUAUGGAGAACGACGUCAAGGAGGUUAAGAAGUUCCUGGACAAAGUCGCCGAGACGGGCAACUACGAAGGCCGCGACACAGAAGGCUUCGUCAUUCGGUGCCAGGCGCGCGAGACCGAGGAUGCACCGUAUGUGGAUUGGUUCUUCAAGUACAAGUUCGAGGAGCCAUACCUCAUGUACCGGCAGUGGCGUGAGUGCACUAGGGCCUUGAUCGCGGGUAAGCCACCGCGGUACAAGAAGCACGAAGCCAUUACGAAGGAGUACUUGGACUUUGCUCGCCGGCAGUUUGCCCAGAAUCAAGGUCUAGCCAAACAGUACAACGCGAAUCACGGCAUCAUCAAGAUGCGCGACGACUUCCUCAAGUUCCGCGGAACAACCGGUGCGGAUAUCAUCCGGCAGGAGCAGCUGAAUGGGCCUGUCGAGAGCAAGAAGGCCGACAGGAAUAUUGUACUUGUCCCAAUUGCGACUAUCGGUUGCGGAAAGACAACGUUGGCUCUCGCUUUGGUAAAGUUGUUCGGCUGGGGCCACUUCCAGAACGACAACGUCAAAGCGAAGAAGGGUCGCGGUCAGAUCUUCGCUGACACCAUCUCUUCAAUGCUCGUCACAAAUCCCGUCGUCAUUGCGGAUCGCAACAACCACCAAAAGCGCGAGCGCGACCAGAUCAUCAACGACAUCUCCAAGACCGUACCUGAUGCCCGGUUCGUCGCGCUACACUAUGUGCACGAUCGAUCCAACUACGACCGCAUCCGACAAGCAACACAGAAGCGCGUACUCGAUCGUGGAGACAACCAUCAGACGAUCCAAGCAGGCUCGAAAGGCAGGGGCGAGAUUGUCGAGAUCAUGGAAGGUUUCAUGCAUCGCUUCCAACCAGUCGACCCUUCAGACAAGCCAGAUGAUCUGUUCGAUCUCGUCAUCGACCUCGAUCCUACAGUCGACUCGCGCGAGAACCUCGAGACCAUCAUCGCGAAGAUGUUCGAGACCUACCCAGCCCUGUUCGCCGGUAAGGAGAUGCCGACGGACCCCGACAUGGACGCCGCCAUCCAGUGGGCCAUGAACGACUACACACCAGACUUUAAGAUGGAUCUGUCCCAAGGUAAUAAGAACAACCAGAGGGGCAACCAGAACGGUCAACGAGCAGCCCACAACCAGCAAAACCAGCCCGCACCAAAGCCCAAGAAAGCGCCACGCAUGGAGUACUUCUCCGUCCGCCUCGACCCCGGCCGCAUCAACGCGAUUCUCGAAUCCUUGUUCAGAGAUAAAGACGCAAACACCGCAAGCAUGUACAAGCAACUCAAGCAAAACAAGCGCGUCCAAAACGAAUUCCACGUCACCCUCAUCCACCGCGCGUCUGCGUCUCAAAACCAGGCAUACUGGGACAAACUCAGCAAACUCCACGAAACCGCACAGCGAACCAACACUACAGGGACCUGGGAGCCAGAACUAGGAAAAUGCGACGUACAAAUGGAGCGAAUAGUAUGGGACGACCGCAUCAUGUGCUUCGUCGUGCGUCUAAACGGCUCUAGCUCCCUUCAAAUCGACAGCGCGGCGGGCACAACGACGGAGGAGUUGCUCUUUACAACUGUGAAUCCUACCGCGCACGUUACAGUCGGUACAGCGGCCCAGAAUAUCAAGCCCAUGGAGAGCAACGCGCUUCUCCAGCGCUGGCUCAACGCUGGCUCCGGGGGCGAUACUGGUAUUGGUGAGAUCAGCGUGAGGGGGAACCAGGUCCUGCAGGGGAGUGUGAGGGGCGUGUUGGGUCGGAUGUAG